CUUUGUUAUACCCGUUACCUCUAACCAGGAAGUUAUUUAUUAUUUUCAAAACAAUGGCUUAAAUCAAGUUUCGUUUUAAAAAAAGUUAAAUAGUUCAGAAAAAGGAUCGCAAGUCCAACUUGAACCAUGGCAGGGAAGACUCAGUCCCAUCUCCUCGUGGCUGCGUUCGACUUUGGGACCACGUACAGCGGUUAUGCAUUUUCCUUUCAAAAUGACCCGCUAAAAGUGCAAACCAACGGGACGUGGUAUUCCGGAGGGGCAGGAAAUCUGAUCUCUCUCAAGACGCCAACAAGUGUGCUUCUUAAUCCUGAUGGAGAGUUUGACUCUUUUGGAUUUCAAGCUGAAGACCGCUAUGCGAAUAAAGCGGAAGAUGACAAACAGCAUGGAUGGCGCCUGUUCCGGCGUUUUAAGAUGGUUUUACACAACAAUAAGGAGCUGUCCAGAACCACAACUGUAGAGGAUAUAGAAGGCAACUCUCAUCAAGCUCUAUCAAUCUUCUCCAUGGCGAUAAAGUUUUUACAAACACAUCUUCUACAGGCGGUAGCAAAUCAGACGGUGGGUGUGCUAGAAAAGGAAAUUUCCUACGUCAUCACGGUACCCGCUAUCUGGGAUGACAAUGCCAAGGAGUUCAUGAGAAAGGCUGUCAAAGAGGCUGGUCUCGAUGAAACCCGAGUAACACUUGCACUCGAACCGGAAGCUGCCUCGAUCUGGUGUGAGACAUUGGAUGUUGACACAAGGGAUGCGCUGGCUGGAACUGGAACUCAGUAUAUGGUCAUUGAUCUUGGAGGUGGCACCGCAGAUAUUUCUAUCCAGGAAAAGGAACAAGGUGGAACUUUGAAAGAAAUACAUCAGCCAAGCGGCGGACCAUGGGGCGGCAUUUAUGUUGACACCAAUUAUCUGAAAUUCUUGGAACACAUUUUUGGAGAGAAGGCAAUAACUGCACUUAAGACCGAGGAAAUGGCCGACUACUUUGAUGUCAUAAGGGAACUUGAAACAAAAAAACGUACGUUUAGCAAACAGACAAAAGAGAAAUUUACGUUCAAAAUAUCUGCAACCACUAGGAAGCUUUCCGAGAAGUUUACAGGACAAAAUCUAGAGCAGAGGAUAGGUAACCUUGGAUAUGGCGAUUCAGUUAUCGUGAAAUGUGGAGACAAGUUGCGAGUUGAGCCUGACAUCGUUCGUUCUUGGUUUGACGGUCCUAUAAACAAUCUCGUCGACCACGUCAAGAACCUUCUAAAGGAGCCCAAGCUGAGAGCGGUGCAGACCGUCGUGCUGGUUGGUGGUUUCGGAGAGAGCACGUACGUUCAGGAGAGGCUGAGGGCUGAAAUCCAUGACAAACGUCUGAUUGUUCCUGCUGAGGCGGGUCUCGCCGUGCUGAAAGGGGCCGUCAGGUUUGGACACAACCCGACAAUCAUCACAUCAAGGGUUAUGAAAUACACGUACGGAGCUGAUGUGAACAUGAUUUAUGAUGAGAAAAUUCAUAGUAAAGACAAAAAAUACUUCGCUAAAGAUGAGAAAUGGCGUGUCCAUGAAUGCUUCGAUGUUUUCGUUCGCGUAAAUGAAGAUGUUCCCAUUGACCACCAAAUAACCAAUGAAUACACACCUUCUGGAUAUAGGUCAUCCACACCCAUCUACCGGACGACAGCAGAGAACCCCGUGUACGUGACCGAGCCCGGCUGUGAGCUUCUCGGGGAGCUAGUGCUAGAGCUGCCCCGGGAGAUUCCUCUUUCUGAGCUGAUAAGUGAUACCACAUUUAUGUUUGGAGGGACGGAACUUGUGGUGAAAGACCGUUUAAGAAAGACCGGAGAAGAGCAGAUAUUGAAAUUGAAUUGUCUUAAAUAAGCUACACCAGGCACGAAGAAUCUGCAAUGUGAACCUGAAAACACAAUAAGCGCAAACAUAUUAUUAAAAUAUUUUUAUUCUUGUUUUUCUGCAAACAAAGUAAUAUUAACUUAUAAAGAAACAACACCAUAUUGCUGAUCGGUUGAGAAAAACCGGACAGGCGAAUAUCUUGAAACUUUAUAAUAGAUAUAGGCUACAACCGGCACAAAGAACCUGUGAUGUGAACCUGCGAAAUACAUUGACACACACAAUUUAUGUAUUGUAUUAAAAAGCUUUUCCCCCCUUUCGUGCUGAGCAUAUUCAAAAAAGUCUAUAAUAAUUUGACGUUAUUCUGGAGUAUAAUCAUUAUCAAACUAAACUUACUAUUUAUCAGUUAAUGUUUUUAUACGAUAUAUACUUAUGUUUAUAUAAUGGUAGGUUUUUUACCGGUAUAUUAUGUCAUGUACAUUUGCGUGUAAAAUUUAUUAUUUCUGUUGCGAAUAAACUGAGACAAUAUAACCGGUCAUUGCUUUAAAUCUUCAAAACAAUGCAAACAAGAAUAUGUUGCCGCCUCCUUACUAUCUUAAUGUUUUCAUACCACUAGUGAUGGCCCCUGUCUCGUUUUUAGACACUUUGCAAUGUGCAUUCGACAAUAUGGCUCAAUGUCAGUAUCAUUUCCGUUUAAGAUGUAAAUGCUUUAAAAAUAUAUUCUUGUAAUAUCUCUUCAAAAUAGAAUGCUUUAACAUGGUGACUUGGAAUCAAGUGCCGGUGUUCGACAUUUAGUGGUUAAUCGUAACAACUCGGCCAUUUUCGGC
Messenger RNA from Mya arenaria, 2636 nucleotides. RefSeq names its product heat shock 70 kDa protein 12B-like. The transcript has 5 exons. Bases 127 to 1842 code for a protein of 571 amino acids. Gene Ontology annotation, molecular function: ATP-dependent protein folding chaperone; ATP binding. NCBI's taxonomy places the organism in Eukaryota, Metazoa, Mollusca, Bivalvia, Myida, Myidae. The record is from RefSeq and is a predicted model, not a curated record.